GUCACGCGAGCGGUGGGGGGGGAAGAGCGUGGAGAGCACAACACUCACGAACCAGCCGUCCUCGAUUAAUUGUUCAAUAACGUUAUUAAUAGUCGAACAUGAAAACUCCUGUAAAGUCUCUACCUAUCCCCAACCCCCUCACACACGCCACAACAUGCUAACGUCACUAGCCUCCACACAAAAUGUCUAAAAGAAGCAAAUACCAGAAUUAUAAAAAAAAAAUACUUACAUCUACCUCGUCUUCAGUAUUGCGAUGGAAAGAUGGCACCGACCCCUCUUUCAAUAACAACCUUUUCGAGAACCCGGCAUUAUAUUGGCCCAGGUUGAUAAAACAGUCGGAUACAGAUAUUUGCCAACUCUUGCAGGAACGUUGCCAUCAUAUAUUAACUCAAUCCAUCUCAAUCUGGUGUCUUCUGAAGCUGGAGUCACAUGAAGACAUUUGUGCUGAUUUGUGCAGCCGACCACUGAGCAUCUCGGUUGUCGAAUUCGAUUCAUGCUGCUAGUUAGCUUAUCCAAGUGUUCCCAAGGCUCGCAAGAAUGAAAUGGUGCCGGACACCGUCUCAAAAGUGGAUGGGUCCAUCUAUGGGUGGGUCGUGUGGUAGUGGGGGAGUGCAUAGAUCUAUGGGGUCAUGGGCAUGUUGCGACUAUGACGUCUAUUUCGGUCGUAAUCCCAUUGGAGGCACUCUAGCAUAUAGUUUCUGAAAUAGAGGAACCACAACAAAUCGCGGGAAUUGUUUUUUUCCAGAGUUUUUGGGACGGUAGACAUGCCAGAUACCCACCUUAAUGUGUAGAAGCACUACAAAAGUGGAAUUUUCAUAAUAUGUCCCCUUUAAAUGAUCAAAAUUAUGAAUUAACUUGUUCAGUUUGGGGGGAAGCAUGUAACUACUCUACUAUUCAUUGUUAUGUUACAAGACAAUUAUCCCUGUUGAAUAAAUGUGUAAGAAACAAUGCUGUAAAAUUGGGUUAAAUGCUUUAAAAAUUUGAUUCAGGUAGUCAAAUUUUAUAAAAUUUCAGUUGUAAAGCCCAUAUUCACAAUUGGCCUCAUAGGCCUUAAUAAGAUGCAACAUGCUCUGCGUUUAACCCUCGACAAGAAUGAGGAAAAACUAGCAAAGAAAACCCCUGCCAGUUAAUUCUGCAGAAAAACAUCUCCCUCCCUUUGAAAUGUGUUGGCGGAGGUACAAAGUGUAAUGAAAUGAAACUACUCAGGAACAGCAAAGAACAUUAAUCGACUGCCCCUGAAAUGUUCCCUUUAAACAUUCCUCCAGCUGAGUCAUACUCUGCAGGGAUCGGUCUGGAUCGAGGCCAGAUGUUACAGUGGUGUUACUCAUCCUCUGAUUCUGUCCUUCCUCCUAUAUAUCUGCUCUCUGUUGAUCCAGGAAACCUUCAGAAGUCUUACAAAAAAACUUCCUUCACUGGAAAAAAGAAAUCUAUUUGCAAAGUGCUUUGCUGUUGAACAGGUUCUUGGUGGUGAGUACUCCGUCUUUCCCUUCAUUCUUAAAAAACAAGGAAAGUUUCAGGUGUACAGGUGCAGCUGCCCUCUGACAAGGAAAUAACCUGUGUGGCUUGAAUGGAGCUGGUGUUCUCCUUUAAAGGUGUGGGCGGGGAGCAGAGAGCAGAGUUGGGUUUCAGUGCCACCCCCCUUUUUUCUAUUCUCACACUCACACUGUAUUUGCUGUCCAGUCCCAGUCCAUGCAGGGAGCCACUUUGGGCUGCGUGUGCGCUUUGAUCAAAGCCUCAGACUUUUCAGACCAUGGGUUUAAACGCCAUCAAUGAAGGAGCACGACACGACACGUCACUGGGGAACUUUCACAGCGUGUCCACACCUUUUUCAAAGGUCAUUGACCUCUGAGAAAGCACUGAUCCAGUUUGACUUCUACUCGCCAAUGACACUGAGCUUUCAGUUUUUGGAUGAGCACUUUUAUCCUGUGAGGAGAUGGCCAAGGUGUAUAGACUCUAUGUGGGAAUAAUAACAGCUCUGGCCUUUUGCAAAUACUGCAUCGCAGAGGGGAACGCCACCGUGGAGUCCACCAAUCCAACUAUAGACGACUGUCAUCACCAUGGCAACAGAGACAAUUGCACAGACCCAAGAGAUACAGAGCCGUGGGGCGGCCACUUCUCAAGAUGUCCUGAAGAACUAACGCACUACUGUAUCCACGGGGAGUGUCGUUACAUUGAAGAACAGAAGGCACCGUCUUGCAGGUGUCACAAGGGUUUCAUUGGCUCCAGGUGUGAACAUUUGGACCUGGACUGGCGGAAAGGAGAGAAACAACAAAUCAUAAUUGCAUGCGUCAUUGGCGGGCUCGUGCUGCUCAUUCUUCUCAUAGUGUUCAUCUGCGUCUGUUCACAUCGUAGGAGCAGAUUGUGUCCAUGGAGGGGCAGACGGAGGGAAGAAAGGAGGAACGGGUCAGAGAAGCUUGGCAUGAUGGAUACGCACACGGUCCCACCAGACUCAACCGCGCCACCUGAAACGGACACUGUAUGAGGAGUUCGCAUGAGUCUGUGUGUCUGGGAACUGUUUAGAUAUGAGAGGAGCUGUCCUCCAUGUGGCAGCUGCUGCCUUUUGUCUCACAGUAACGGCAGCUUGGGGUCUCUGAGCUGGACAGGACCGAGGCCCGCUCAGAGGGAGGGACAUUUGUGGAUAUAAUAUGUCUCUGGCUGUGGUCAAUCAAGCUGGAGCACAUGGAGUUCGCCCCCCUUCUCCUAAAAUUGUGCUCUGUCUUGGAAACUGGAGGACAAAGGAGAUACCUCCCUGGAUUUAUGAUAAACAACAAGUUGGGGAUGAGUGUGGGGGUGGACGUGCGCUGGCAAGGACACUUUUUUCCACUACAGGAACUUGUAGCCUGCCACUGCUGCCUGCACAGAUCUUUUCAUCAAUUGUUGCUAAAGCGGAAAGAAGUCGUGACAGGAGCUGACAGCCAGUGACAGCUGAUGAGGUUAUUGGUCUGUGUGGGAGACUCUGAGACUGAGAGGAAAGUGACUUGAGUCCAUGUUCUCUUUGGGGAAUUACGGCAAGCUAAGAAAUCCUUGAAUGUAGAGAGACACAAGUACCAGCAACUACAGCAUGUACUGUAGUUUUAUGUGACAUUAUUUCUACUCUGUUUACUGCUGCUUUUUCUUGAUUUGGUGUCAAUUCACAGAUGCACAGUCAAAAUCGUAUUCAUCACUUAUCACUUAUCCCUCUGUGCACAGCAAUGUCUCCACGGAAAACUCACGCAGAAUAUUGUUACUGGUCAACACAUGCAAUGCAAGAGGAGCCUCACGUAUUACUAAAGGCUGCAGGUCUGGAAGGCCGAGGAGGACGAGGACAAGGGGAACUUGUGCUGGAGGAUUUUUUUUGAUCUGUAUAUUUGGAGCCGGCCGGCUCCAAAUAUACAGAUCUGCAGCGGCAGAACAGCUUGGCCUGUGUGCGGAGGCUCGGCCAAAGUGAAAGUCCUCCACUGUAUGAGACACUUUCCAAGCUGCCAGUGACGUGUGUCUGUGUGUGUGCAUUACUUCUGCAUCUAAAUGUAGAACGAGGACGUUUAAGAGGGAGUCGGUGAAGACUGCUCCUGCUCUUUCCGUUAAUAAAUAUGUCUAUUCUGUAUUUGCUGUCCGUUUAAAUGAUUGGAAAGAAUCGAACAGAAAAGGUCACUACAUGCAUGGGCCUUAUCUUUGCAGUAUUACUACGCAAACAAAGUGGCAAGGAAAUGAAUGCGCUCCCUUUCAGGUGAUUGUACUUUGGUUACGUUUUUUUAUUGUGUUGUUGCUAUGGUGCUGUGUAUAACCAGCUGGGGACCGCAGCAAGAGUAUCGACCAUUAUCUCAUCCCUGCUCAUUGAUACUCACACUGUUGCCAAUGUAUUCUUUAAAACGUGUGUGUGUGUGUGAGUGUGUGUGAGGAACUGAACCAGCCAGUGUGUGAAGAUAUAAAUGAAUGAAACGGAUAAACACAGCAUGUAUAACUAUUAUUUAAUGCAUUUAAAUCAGCUUUACUGUCUUAUGUAUUAUGAGAUGGUUCGUAACUCUUCAGGGGUUUUACUCAAUAUUUUCAUUUGAAUUUGA
This is a messenger RNA of Pleuronectes platessa (European plaice), 4040 nucleotides long. It is a transcript of the gene btc, whose product is annotated as betacellulin, epidermal growth factor family member. The record is from RefSeq and is a predicted model, not a curated record. Gene Ontology annotation, biological process: positive regulation of cell population proliferation; epidermal growth factor receptor signaling pathway; positive regulation of mitotic nuclear division. The transcript is spliced from 5 exons. Bases 1934 to 2482 code for a protein of 182 amino acids. NCBI's taxonomy places the organism in Eukaryota, Metazoa, Chordata, Actinopteri, Pleuronectiformes, Pleuronectidae.